AUGGUGCUAGAAGCAGUGAAAGCCCUCAGUCAGCCGAAGGGUGUUUCAGCCGUUGCUAUAAAACGUUACAUUCUCCAACAAUACCCAGAUGUCGAUCCUGUGAGGCUCAAGUACUAUCUUAAGCAGGCCUUGGUGAAAGGGGUAAAUCGAGGGUAUCUGGUCAGGCCUCCCAAAUCUUCCGCACAGGGGGCCUCUGGAAGCUUCAAGCUAGGGAAGGAAAAAGCCGGACAGGGAAAAGGCCAUGAGAAGAAAUUUUCUGAUGAGGAAGCUGAGCUGGAGGUGGCAGUCACAAAGCAGCCCAAAGCCAAGUCUCCUAAGCAGAAAUCGAAGAGCAAAGGUGCUGUGCAGGCGAAAAAGACCUCAAGCAAAAAGCCUUCAGAGGUUCUUGAUGAUGGUGGAGCUGCAGCUCCUGCGGCGGAGCCAGUGGCAAAAGCCUCCAAAAAGGAAGCUGCAAAAGCUACCAAGCAUCAAGGUGCACCAAAGGCCUCCAAGGUGAAACCAACCAGCAGUCCUAAGAAAGCUGCUCUCAAGACCAAGGCUGAGCUGAAAGGCCUUCCAGAGGCCAAGGUCAAACAGAAGUCAUCACGGGAUGAAAAAGCCAAAAGGGGCGCUGAGCCCAAGGGGGCCAUUGCUAGAAGUAGGGCUGCCAGUGAGACCAAGGCAGCCCGUGCCAAGGGGAAGCCUAGGGCUAAGAAGGGAGCUGCCAGUGGGCAGGAGAAAGAAAAGGCAACUGCUGGGCCUGAGGCCUGA
Messenger RNA from Eublepharis macularius, 750 nucleotides. RefSeq names its product late histone H1. Lineage: Eukaryota; Metazoa; Chordata; Lepidosauria; Squamata; Eublepharidae. Gene Ontology annotation, molecular function: DNA binding. The coding region runs from base 1 to 750 and encodes 249 amino acids. Gene Ontology annotation, cellular component: nucleosome. The record is from RefSeq and is a predicted model, not a curated record. The transcript has 4 exons. Gene Ontology annotation, biological process: nucleosome assembly.